Molecule: messenger RNA, 4176 nt
Organism: Chelmon rostratus (copperband butterflyfish)
Lineage: Eukaryota; Metazoa; Chordata; Actinopteri; Chaetodontiformes; Chaetodontidae
Product: zinc finger protein ZFAT-like
Exons: 24
Coding region: 131-3895 (1254 amino acids)
Biological process (GO): regulation of transcription by RNA polymerase II
Cellular component (GO): chromosome
Molecular function (GO): chromatin insulator sequence binding
Source: RefSeq, a predicted model, not a curated record
UCGACAGAAAUUUCUACGUACGUAAUGUGAAAUUAGCCUCUAAAUCCAAAUUCAGGGAUUAUGUUUUGUCGCGUGAUGGCUCAAAUCCAUCAAUGAAUUAGUAUUCUUUUGUUGUUUAGACGCUGGAGAAAUGGAUGGACAAAAAGCAGCUGGGUGUGUGUUCAUGUGUCGGCUGUGCAACCUCUUCUCUCCCAGCCGCCAUCAGCUGCUGGCCCAUUGCUCCACGCUGCACCCCGAGAAGGAGCCUCCUGAUGAGAUCAUCAUUGCACUGCAGCCCCUUGUAGGAGGGCCUGCGGAGACACCGGCAGAGAGCCCAGUGAAGCGAAAACGGGGACGACCGAAAGGCUCUACGAAGAAGACACGCACAGAUUUGACAGAGGGCAAGGCUGACUCCACCCAUCCUGCAGAGGAUAAUGUUCAAAGAGAAGAAGAAAGGAAUAAGGAGGAGGGAGACAGACAAUGUAGCUCGAUACAAGCAGAAAGCCGUGAUGGGAUGUUGGGGCUGGAAUGCAGAGUCUGUCAUCGCUCGUUCAGCAACAGACGACAGAUCCUCAAACACAUCUGCCUGAGAGAGGAGGAAGAGGAGGACGAUGAAGAUGAGAAUGGGAGCAUCUGUGGUGGAGCAGGAGUCGAGGGUUCUGGGAGUUCGGAUACUGGGGGUGUCGAUCCAAACCAGAUGCAGCAAAACUCAGCAAGACCAGGACUCAUGAGAGAAAAAGAAGUCGGCAGCUUAAGACCCCAGAGAACCAGCCGAAGCCGCACCUCCAAAGAAGGAGGCCAAGCAACAGGAAACAAAAAGUCAGUCAUCAGUGUUGUUCUGACAGAAGAUAAAUCACUUCCAGGUGUAUCUAAAAUGAUACCAGUAGAGGACACUUCAGCAGAAAGAGAGUCUGCAGCUGUCCAAGGUCAACCUCAGCCAUCUGCAGUCUUCCAGAGUCAGUCUAAAGACCUUGUAAGAGAUGCCACUGCCAGCGAAGUUAACCCUAAAACAGAUCAGGAGCCAAGUUCUGACUGGACCUCCACAACAACAACAGCAGCAGCCAGCAGAGGCUUCCAGGAAUAUUCUAUCAAGCAAGACGCUGCCAAUUUACUUCAGAGCCAGCUGAAGAUCUUUGCCUGUGAGUUCUGUAACAAGAUCUUUAAAUUCAGACACUCACUGGUCGCCCACCUCAGGACACACACCCAGGAGAAACCAUUCCAGUGUCCACACUGUGACUACGCAUCAGCCAUCAAAGCCAACCUGAAUGUUCACCUGAGGAAGCACACAGGAGAGAAGUUUUGCUGUCAGCACUGUCCUUUCAACUGCCUCAGCCCAGGACACCUCAAGGUGCACAUCGAGCGAGUCCAUUUGAAGGUGAAGCAAUACUGUCGCUUCUGUGAGAAAAAGUACUCAGACGUGAAGAACUUGCUGAAGCACAUGGAGAAACGACAUAACUUGAAAGACCCUGCUGUUCACCAGAGUUACCAACAGCUCAGGUUAAAGACUCGCCAGGGCCUCAGGCAGCUCCUGUACCACUGUCCUACCUGUAACCGACGCUUUAAGAACCAGCUCGAGCGGGAACGCCACCUGUUGGUCCACGGGCCCCAGCGUCCCUUCGCCUGCCUCCUCUGUGACCAUGCUGCAACCAAGAUGGCCGCCCUAGCUGUUCACGUCAGGAAGCACCUUUUCCUAUACUUGUGCUGCGUGUGUGAUGGAAAGUUUGUCAGCUCUCAGAGGCUGAAGGCUCACCUGAAAGAGUCUCACGCUGAGCUGGACCAGGAGCAAGCCUUCACCGACUGCAUCAACAACAGCUACUAUCUGAUGCAGCCUGGGGGAGGCGUGUGGGGGGAUGAAGAUAUAAGGAUAGAUGCAGAGGGGGAGAUGAAGGAAGAGGGCAGGAUAGAGCGUGAGGGUGAAGAUGAAAGCAUGAGAGAAGAGGGUAGAAGAAAUGGUGUAGGAGGGGGAGAGUGGCGAAACGGGGAAGGGGAGCAGCUGGAAGUAGCAGCGAGUGUAGAUGGGGAGGAGAUGACGGAGGGAGAUCGAGCUAAAUCUGCAGAUAGUGCAGAAGAAGUGCAGGUGAUAGAAGGAGUGACAGGGAACGAAGCAGAAUUAGAAAACAGAGGUGCACAGCAAGGUUCCCAAGAAGUGCUUCAUCAAGCUAUUUCCACAGAGCCUACAUCUUCCUCUGAGAGACGGGCUGAAGCAGCAGCUGAGGAGGAGUCACAGGACAACACAGACCCCUGCACCCCUGCAGCUGAACAGACAUUUUUAUCACCAGAGAGCAUUCACACUGCGCUCAUGGAGGACAGGACUAAAGAAAACACACACCCAACUGAUGAGAGCACACGUGCAGCCAAAAACACAAACACACCUUUGUCUGCAAGCUUGUGUGAUUUAGGUGUACACACGCAUUUGUCAUCAGCGCCUCCAGGGGAUGAUGGACAGAAUCCACAAUCAGGAAGGGUGUUUGAGGUUUUCCACCAGAGUGCGUUCCAGCAGGUUUUCUCAUCUCUUCAGAAGACUCGGCUUAAUAUAGAGUCUUUCCAGCGACUCAGGAAAAUUUACGGAGACCUGGAAUGUCAAUACUGUGGUAAACUGUUCUGGUACAAAGUCCACUAUAAUGUCCAUGUACGCACACACACCAAGGAGCACUCGCAUUACUGUUCAAAGUGUAGCUACUCUUCCAUCACCAAGAGCUCUUUAAAGCGGCACCAGAUCCAGAAGCACAGCGGGUUGCUGCUGCCUUGUUCGAAUCCUGGCUGUAAAUACACCACACCUGACAAAUACAAGCUUCAAGCCCAUUUGAGGACGCACCAGGAACAAGGGAAGAGUGUGACUUGUCCUGUCUGCCAGCACAGCUAUCCUGAACACAGGCUAAAACACCACAUCAAAACAUCCCAUCCUGACACACUACCCAUUCAGGGCAAAGGACUGAUGGUGCAGCGUGCAGAGAAGUGCCCUUACUGUGACUCCUACUUCCUAAAGAACAGCAGUGACUUUCAGCGGCACAUCUGGGCCCACCAAGGUUUGAAGCCAUACGUCUGCAGCAUGUGUGACUAUGCAGGCCGCAGCAAGAGUAACUUGAAGACUCAUAUGAACCGACACAACACAGAGAGGCGUCACCUCUGUGAUCUGUGUGGUAAAAAGUUCAAAUCUAAAGUGACGCUGAAAAGCCACAGACUGAGCCACACUGACGAAGGGAAACCUUUUCAGUGUUCGGAGUGCGACUUCACCUCAGUCUCUAAACCUUCCUUGCUCAGACACAUGGAGCAGCACGCCGAGUUUAAGCCAUUUCGCUGUGCCCACUGCCACUACUCCUGUAACAUUGCUGGUCCCCUAAAGCGACACUACAACAUCAAACACCCAGAUCAGAAAUAUCACAAUGCCGGACCUGGACUGCCUAACCCCGAUGCUCUGAAACAGCAAGGUGGUAUAAAGUGUCCUGAAUGUGACUUUGUGUAUGGCACCAAGUGGGAGCUGAACCGCCACCUGAAGAGCAAACACAGCCUGAAAGUGGUGGAAGGCACCUGGGAGGUGGGAGAGGCAGUAGAAGCCCAGUAUGUUCCUGUGGAGGAUGAAGAGCAGCUGACAGAAGCACCUGUAGCAGCCCUGCAGGAAAACGUUAAUAUCCAGCAGAUCACUGAAUUCAGUUCAGAGACUCACGAGGCUGUCACCUCCAUGAUUGCCAUGGCUCCAGGCACUGUUGCAGUCGUCCAACAGGUAGCUGAUGAGCAGGAAGUCGGUAACUGCAGCAACCAGCUGAUGGUGGUGAACGCAGAGGGGGGUCUAACUGGUGACCAGGUGAUGGUGGUGGAGGACGCGCAUGGCCUGGAGGCUCUGACAGUCCUCACUCAGGGAGAAAAUGCUCACCACUAUAUUGUCUACGUUCAGGAACACACUGUAGAAAUCAACUAGCAAUGCUAGCAUUUCAACACAAGACUGCUGAUCAGUGAGUGUCAGUAGAUACGUUUACAAAAGUGAAACAACAUAAAAUGUACCAAUAAACAAGAAAAUCAGGAUUUAGUGAAUGUUUCCCCAUCAUCAUGAAGAAUUUCCUUCAUCAGAUUUAUUUUUUAGUCACAUGGUAAUUAUGUAAAAAAUAAGUGCAAUACUUGAUUGUGUGAUUAUGUGAUGUGUUUUGUACUUACAAAGUAUAUUUACAUAAAAUCCCUGUCAUGCACUCUUUGACGCAUUGU